CAAAUCACGAUGCACUAUUCCUUCAUUAUGUAAAUAUGACCCGGCACAGGCUAAUUGGCUUGCAAAGUUAUAUUUAUCAUUCCAUGUAAGACUAUUGAAGUUUUCCUUUAAAUAAUUUUUAAGAGGACCAGAAUCAGCAUACUCCAUCACUAGCAAAUAAUUAUUUGAUUGAGAAUUUUGGUUUUCUGGAUCAAAAUUUGCAAUUCCAUAAAAUUUAAUAAUGUUAUUAUGAAAUUGUAUAUUACGUUGAAGCUUGAGCUCAUGAACGAUUUCUUUUGCAGUAACGUCAUCAAGAUUAAAAAAAGAUUUCAACGCAAAAUAUUUCCCAACUUUUUGAAUAUUACUAAAAUGUUUUUGUUCAUAAAGUCUAUAAUAUUCUCCAGAAAUAGAUUUCUCAAUCCAAUUAAUCCAUUCAUUUGUAUUUUUUGUGUUUUGCAUUUUAAUAUUAGUAAUCGUAAA
Rhizophagus irregularis DAOM 181602=DAOM 197198 is the source of this 459-nucleotide messenger RNA. The record is from RefSeq and is a predicted model, not a curated record. Lineage: Eukaryota; Fungi; Glomeromycota; Glomeromycetes; Glomerales; Glomeraceae.